This is a messenger RNA of Euleptes europaea (tarantolino), 684 nucleotides long. Its product is annotated as membrane-spanning 4-domains subfamily A member 8-like. Bases 1 to 684 code for a protein of 227 amino acids. Gene Ontology annotation, biological process: cell surface receptor signaling pathway. Gene Ontology annotation, cellular component: plasma membrane. The record is from RefSeq and is a predicted model, not a curated record. NCBI's taxonomy places the organism in Eukaryota, Metazoa, Chordata, Lepidosauria, Squamata, Sphaerodactylidae. The transcript is spliced from 6 exons.
AUGGCAACAGAUCCACUGAGAAUGGCCAGUGGGUCAAUGUUGUUCAUUCCAUCAAAUGGUGCCAACGUAAUCCAGUCAGGAGAGCUAAUCCCUGGUACUGUUAUCCAGUCAGAAGGGGUGAUGCAAUAUGUAGGACAGCAGCCUGGAAACACCAACAGCCAACCUGAGCAAAACCCUCAGCAGAGAGUACAGGAGAAACUCCGCAAAGUAGAGACUAAGACUCUGGGGGCCAUCCAGAUCAUAAUUGGGUUGAUGCACAUUGGAUUUGGGGGAGUCUCAGCUGUUCUUGUUGGUUUAUACUACAUACCUUUGGCCAUCGUUGGACUUUAUCCAUUCUGGGGUGGAAUAUUUUUUAUUGCUUCUGGAUCCCUUUCUGUGUCAGCUGAGAAUCCCAUGGGGGCCUCCCUGGUAAAGUGCAGUGUGGGAAUGAACAUCACAAGUGCUGUCAUGGCAUUAAUUGGCAUGAUUCUAUACAUAGCUGAGUUGGCUAUAAAUUCAUUGUAUUCUUUUCAUCUUUAUUUGUCAGGGGCUGUAGGUUUUGGUCUUGGGGUCAUGCUCUUCUUGUUCAGCUUGCUGGAGUUUUGUAUCACUGUUUGGACUGCGCAUUUUGGGUGCCAGGCAACCUGCUACAAAAAUGAAAUGCAGCUUAGCUGGGGCAACAUAUCCAGAGGAAAAGGCUACUGA